GCUGAUAGAAGCAAACGGCGACUGAACAACACUCGAUAUUAGUACUGCGUUGGUACUGCGCGGCUGGCGGCAAUUUAUCGAUAUAAAUUCGACGAGUCGACGAGUGAGUGUCGUUGAAGUAUUUGUGCGAAUAUUUCGCUUCUUUGUAGCGGUGUUUGAGCUCAUAUAAUUUGUCUGUGAUGUUAAUAUAUUGCAUAGCUGUAUUUAGACUAAAUUUUGUUACACAAUAUUCCUUGCGAUAUUCGAGAAUGGGCAAAUAAAAUGCCAAGCUUGAGCUCUCAGGUUUCAGUUUGAUCGUUGUCUUUGUCUUUUCUGAAGAAAACAAAAAAUACUUCAAAGCCAACAGUAAUCAGGGAUCAACUUCAUAAACGCCGCCGGCUGAGCCGGCUAUGAAGUGUGAGCUGCACCCUAUCCCGCUGGAGGUCUGGGUCGGCGAUGGCCACCACUGAGCUGCGCCGGCCGCUGUUUGGCUCCACGGCGCCGGCAGGGUUCCCGGCCGACCGGACUGCCGAUACCAUGGCGGCACGCACCGAGGAGCGGCCCGCGCCCGCUCGCAAGGUCACCCAGAUGGCUCACCUGUUCCAGCAGGGUCGACCAGAGCCGGUGGGCGCGCGCACACGCCAAAUGUCACCGCUGAAAACGAGCCGUGAUGGUGUGGAGCGCGACGUGGCCGUGGUCCGCACGGAGAGCCACGCGGCGCGCUUCAACAGUGCGCGCGCCCUCUUCGAGAGCAUGGCCGAGCGACGACCGGCCGCCGGCGCCGGCGUCGAGCGACGUCAGAGCGCCAAGGGUGCCCAGGAGCGCAGCCGGUCGUCGGCGCUGGGUGGCGCCGCCUCGCGCUCAGCGUCGGCCGCUUCUCGGCUUGACCGCGUCUCUCGGUCGCCCUCGCCGCCGCCCGGAGAGCCGCGCAAGCUGAACGGUGUUGGCGCGCGCAAGGCCUCCGUGGACAGUCUGCUGGACAGUGAACCGGUGGCCGAGGCGCCGGUGCCGGCUCGCCGGCUGGCCGACCCGCUGCGCCGCGCAGAGGUGCUGGCCAGCGCCCGGUGUCCGGACGCUGCCCGGCACGACGGACCCGGCCCCGUGGACGCCAAACCCGCGGAUGUCGCGGCGGCGAGAGUCAGUGCGAAUCGUGUGAGUGAGAAAUCGCCAGAGCCGACAGCUGCGGACUCCAAGUCGGCCAGUGUUCCUCGUGUGGACUCGACACCGGUCGACGUCCAUCCCGCGCAUGUGAAACCGGACGUGAAACCUGAAGACUCAAAACCUGUGCACAGUGAAAGAGUGACUCCCGAUCGGACGAUGGACGACGGCCGGGGGUCUGCGUCGGCGCCCGAGCGGCCGCUCAGCGCCUCCGGUCUGGACGAGGUGCCCACGCGCGGUCCCAGCUGCACCGAUGACGCGUCGACGAGCCCGGCGCGCCGUCACCAGCACAGUCGCGAGCUGGUGAACCGGCAGCGUAACUGGAUGGCUCACUUCACGGGGCGGCGCGCCGACCGGAGCUCUGUGUCACCGGAGGGGGACGGACUGGACGGCGGAGCUCGGACACCGCCCGCCGCGGGCACCACCGGACCAGCGCGUACGGCCGUGCGCCCGGCCGAGAAACCCUACGUGGACCGCAGUCACAAGCCGACGCCACAGAAGCUGGUGCAGCGACCGGUGGUGUCCCUGCCCAAGCCUCAACUGUCGCCCGUGCGCGGCUCGUCGCCGCCGGCGGGCCCCGCGUUUGUCACCCCGCCGCCGGUCGUCGCACCGUCAGCUGACACGUCACCGUCGCUGGCGUCUCCGGCGCUACCGUCUCGGACGCCGGCGGCGCCCCCAGCUCGAUCCGAGCCGGCCACGCCCGCCGCGCCGGUCCCCGCCGUGCGGACGGAGGCUCCGGCGCCGCGGCCUGUGCCCGGUACCGAGCCGGUGCCGGCCGCUGAGGAGCGCGUCCAGGCCCCGGCCGCCGCGGAGCGCGUGCCGGCCUCCACCGCCGUCCACUCGGUGGAGGAGUCUGACCGGCCGGCCGUGUCACCCCGAGUGGUCCGUGGAAGCUCACCCUCAGUGCGCCAGGCCGUCGGUGAGGCAAUGCUGCGGCUGGACAUGGGUCCGCCUGCGCCGCCGCCCACUCCAGCACUACCCAUCGCCAGCCUGGACUCCCUGGAGUCGCUGGACCGCGUACCGUCCCGGGAUGUGGAACCGCCCGCGGCGAGGCCGACGGCGCUACCGGUGGCGUCCGCGCCUCCGGCGUCUGCCACCUCACCUCUGGUAUCACCCAGCUCCGAUCGAGUGCGCAUCAUCCAGGAGGAAAUAAUCGUGGUGGAGACGCGUAGCGGGCCGUCCUCGCCGCUGGCCAGCCCCCGGCCUCCGAGCUCGCCCAGCGGUCCGCAGCAGCGCUCCGGCAGUCUCACGGGCUCGCCGCCGGCGAGUCCGAAGAAGACGCCGCGCUCGCCCUCGCCAGUGGCUGCUCCGGCCGUCGGUGACACAUCGAAACCUUCUGUGACGGUCGAUAGAGAGCGACAGGAAGGCUUUGCGUCCCCGCCGGCGGCCGACCAGAUGCCGGUGCCUGCAGCCACCGUCUCCCAACCACAGGACGAGGUGGUAGUCCCUCCCGAAGCUGUCUCCCGGCCGGUGGACAAGACAGCCGUCCCUCCCUCGGCCCUCCCCAGGCCAGUGGACGAAGCGCCGGUCCCUCCUGAAUCUCUAUCCCGGCCACUGGAUGAGGCGGUGAUCCCUCCCAAGGUCUUCUCCCAACCUGUGAACCAGCCAUCAGUCCCCGAGAAACUCGCGGUGGAUGAAGCGCCGGUGGAGGCGCGAGUGGCCGCCGCGACUGUGGAGCAGGCCCCAGCCGUCUCCCCGCUUCCCUCACGGCCGGCGGACGGGACCGGCGCCGUUUCUCCGUCCUGCUCGCCGGGUGAUCGCGGGACGUUCGUGGACUCCUUUGUAGAGGAGGAGGCGGACGGCUCCCCACGUCUGGAUGACGCCCUGGUCGGCUCCCCGGGCGGUGAGGAGAGCUCGGUCCGCUCGCCGCAGUCGCCCGAGCUGGCCGAUCAGCUACAGGACAUGCCGUACGAUGACACCGUGUUCAGCGCCCAGAUGGACCAGAUUCAGUUCGGCUCGUCCCCGGUGCUACUCGAGGAGGCCUGGGAGGGCAGCUACAGUGAGGAGCCCGAGUCGAUGACUCCUGAGGAGGCUGACCAGCUCCUCAGCACGCGGUCAAAGGAACUUCUGCUGGCAGAAGACAACCAAAAAACCACCCCCGAACACCCGGAGACUGCCACGCAGCCACCUCAGCCGCUGCAGAAUGGUGUGGACGCACUCAGCCAAUCACCUUCCAGAGCUGCCGAACCGAGCCAAUCAACGUCCUCGAGCGAGCCAGCUGACCAAUCAGCGCCCGCGGCCGAGCCGGUGCACCAAUCAGAGCCGGGUCCAAGCAGCUCCCACCUGCGCUGCGAGCUGCUUGUCACCGAUGAGGGGACGCUGAGCGUCAUCUAUGACGACAACGCGCCGCGGGUUCGCUACUUCAUGGAGGUGACGGAGGAGGAGGGUGUCCAUUUCCUGGAGGACGGCCACCACUGGGAGCACGGGCCGCCGCUGCCCGACCACGACGAGGACGAUGUGGAGGUCGGAGACGCAUGGAAGCCGCCGUCGCGACUCAGGUUCAGUCAGCAGCCCAUCAAGGUAUACAGCACCUACACUGCCGAGGAGUACGACCGAAAGAACGACGACGUCGACCCUGUGGCGGCGUCGGCUGAAUACGAGCUCGAGCGACGUGUCGAAAAGAUGAACGUGUUCGCGGUGGACUUUGACAAGGGCACUGAGGGCCUGGGUCUGAGCAUCAUCGGCAUGGGUGUGGGCGCUGACGCCGGUUUAGAGAAGCUCGGCAUCUUUGUCAAAACCAUCACCGAAGGAGGCGCCGCCUAUCGCGACGGACGCAUUGAGGUCAACGACCAGAUUAUCGAGGUGGACGGCAAAUCUCUGGUGGGCGUCACCCAGGCGUACGCCGCCUCCGUGCUCAGGAACGCGGCCGGACACGUGCACUUCCUGAUCGGACGCGAGACCGACCCCGAGAACAGCGAGGUGGCACAGCUGAUCCGGCAGUCGCUGCAGGCGGACCGGGAACGGGAGGACCGGCAGCGGGCCCUGCAGCGCGACUACGACCAGCAGAAGCGCAUGCUGGAGCAGCUGAAAGCCGGCGCGCCGGGCCGCGACCCGCCGAGUUACCAGGAGGCGACGGCGCGUGACCUGACCGGAGGCCACAGCUCGACCAGCUCGGCAGCGGCGUCAGAGGCCAGCGAGGCCACGGCGCCGGCACAGCCGCCCCCGCCGCCACCCCCACCACCGCCGCCUCCCCCGCCAGAGCAGCCGGAGUUGGAGAGUCGACUGAAGGAGGCACUAGACGAGCACCUGCGGUUUCAGGCACAGAUUGCCCGCCUUAACGUCAGGAUCAGCGAGCUGGAGUCGUCACUAGCCGGCUCGGAGGACGACCGGCGCCAGCUGGCCGACGCCCUCUCUCAGCUGGAGCAGUACGAGCAGCGCCUGCAGAGCUCGCGGCAGGAGGCGGCCGGCUUCCAGGCGCAGCUAGCUGCCCAGCGCGUGCAGCUUGAGACCCUCGAACGGAAGUACCAGAAGGCCAAGCGGCUGAUCCGCGAGUUCCAGCGCCGCGAGGCCGGCCUGCUGUCACAGGAGGAGUACCACCAGGGCCGGGAGCGCGAGUACGACCGAGCCGUGCGCGCGCUUCACGAGCGUCUGAUGGUGUUGGAGCGGCAGCUGACGGACACGCAGCGUGAGGCGGGCCUGCCGGUGCAGCUGCCCGGCCAGCCGGCCGGCCGCUGGGUGCCACCGGCGCGCCGUGUCUCGCCGCCGCCCCGCGGCCGGUCCGACCGGCUGGAUACCUCGGAGCUGUCCGACACGGAGGGCUCCACCGACACGCCGCCGCCGCACCGGGCGACAGAGGAGUUGGACCGCGCCGUGCCGCCGCACGAGCUGCUGGACAACUCUGCGCACCGGUCGCGCGCCGAGCUGGCCACGCGCGGCGCGCUCUCACAGCGGCAGCCGCCUAAUCUCCGGCGCAACGUCAGCUCCGGCAGUAUGGACCUCAGCUGUGACGAGACGGGCGACUCGGAGAGCACCACGGACGGGCUGGGACCGGGCCCGGCGCGCCGCGCCGCCCGCCAGCCGCCCCCUCCUCCGCCUCGAGACGUCAGUCUGCCCGACGGCAGCCCCAUAUCCAACACGGAGAAUCAACGGCCGAAACAGCCGCCAGUCUCAGCGCCACCGCAUAGGAACUCUGCCAACUACGAGUGUCAGCAGCCGGCGCCAGGUGGCAGGCCGGCGAUCCCGUACCGAGAUCCGCCACCGGUGCGCGCGUCGGGCAGCCAGCGGGGCUCCGGCGGUGUUCCGCAGAGAUCGUCUUCCGGUCAGCUUCCAGUCAGCCCCCGGUCGUCGGGCCACUACAGCCAGCGCUCGCAGCUCAACGAACAACUGAGGAGCCUGCUCGCAGACAGGGAAGAAGACGAUUCCUCCGAGUGCUGGCCGUCAGCCGGGGAGGAACGGCCACCGAGACCAGCCUCCUCUGACCCCGUGUGGCGCCUGGGACACACCGACCGACAUGCCGACAGACAGGGGGAGCGUCAGGCCGAGUGGCAGGCCGACAGACAAGCCGAGUGGCAGGCAGACAGACAAGCGGAGCGGCAGGCAGAGUGGCAAGCAGUGUCGCCCCGCGCUCUGGGCGGCCCCGGCCGACUGCCGGCGCUGGACGCCGGCACCGACAGCUGCUUUCCGUGCUCGGCGGUGGCGAGAGGCACUGCGCCGGGCCGGCACACGCCGUCCUACUUCCCCGGCGAGGGGUGCGGUACCGCCGAGCCGCCGGCCCGUCUGACGCCGAGCUCGGUUAGACCGCCGCUCGGCUCUCUGGAGAGACUGGUGGACGGAGGCGGAGGGGGCGGAGCUGCUGCCCGGGUCGGCGCUGCCGCGGCUCCGAGGACCGUCUCACACGAACGGCUGAUCGACGGGCCUCUGACGCCGCAGCGCUGCUGUCGAGGCCCGGGCGGUGGCGCGGUAUGCAGCAGUGUUCGUCAGAGCUACCCGGGCCCCGGCGGCGCGGACUGCGGCUGUGUUCCGGCUGCCGCUCUGCCCCAGUCGGCCAACCCGUACUGCUGGUCUCCGGAACAGGUGGGCCAGUGGCUGCUGACGCUCGGCCUCGACCACCUGGUGUCGCCGUUCGUCGAGCAGCGCGUGGGCGGCCUCCAGCUGCUGCAGCUCGACUCCCGCCAGCUGCGCCAGCUCGGCUGUGACGCCGACGAUAAGGCCAAGGUGAAGCGGAAAGUCAAGGAGCUGAAGCUCCAUGUUGAGCGUGAAAGACGGCACGCCGAGCGUGAGAAGAAAGACCGAGAGCGUAUAAUCCGCAAGGCGGAAAAGCUGGCAGAAAAGGCGGUCAGACGCAAGUAGUGUCCACGUUCUAAAAAGGGUUACUGUGGAACUGGACACUGCUAGUGCUAGGGCGGGAUUUAGCCCGUGCCAUCGGGCUACGACGUGAUUCAAACAAUGAACUUUCAGUGUUUUGUUUAUUAGGACCAUGCGCUGAGGUCGCUGUCUUGGUGGGACCUUCGAGAUAUUUGCUGGUAGAGCAUUCCCGUGUGUUCACUAUUGCCAUAACGCCGGACCGAUGUCGACGGUCUGUACUCUCGUAGCGUGUUGUCGGCCGGGCGCUGGGCCUGGCCCGUGGCCGUGGGCGCCCUAUUCAUGCGCUCUAUGGUCCCCGUGAACCCGUGUCUGCCGAGUGGGUUGCGCGAACGCCGACCGAAUGUGGCAGCUCUUAUUGUGUCUGGGUUGUGACUGUCGUUCUGACGUAAUUGGCACGGGACUGGAUUAUACGAGAGCUUAUAAGGUACGAGGCUGGUGACCGUCUUCCCAUCCAGUGGGACCUACAACAUCCUAGCAUCCAUUUACCACCCGUGCUUAACGAUUUCCCAUUUCCUCAUGUCCCAUCCAACCAUCCCUUGUUGCUCAUUUCCCCUUCACUUUCCCAUCGCAGCCUCUCAUCCACUCCUAGAUCAUACCGCUCAAUGCUUACCUGCAACAACUCUCCAUGACAGAGUAGACAAUCCCGGUGGCACCUCGACGGUAAUUUCACAGUAGCUGCCAUGCCACAGUCGUUUCCCUGCCUGAUCUCCGUCACUUGGUCAGUUUGCCGUGUCAUCAGGCCGGUGGUAACCCAUUUCCAAGGUUCCGAAUUAUGAUAAAACACUUGUUGACCUGCAAGCAUUCUUCAGUUGGCGUCCUGUCUAAUCGGUACAGUUGGAGAGACGCCCGGACCACCAGAGACUUCUCAUUUCCCGAUCUGUGGUUAUCUAUAUUAUGCCGUGUCUGUGUUUUGUUACUUUUGUGGAGGUGUGGCCCAGGCUUGUUGCUGGUCAGGCCGCUCCUUUUUUACGGACGACCCGCCCCGAAGACGCCCUGAUAUUUGUGAUCCAACUAGAUGGAAGUUGAGAGAGAACUAAUAAAAACCUGUCCCAGGAGA
This is a messenger RNA of Amphibalanus amphitrite, 7498 nucleotides long. RefSeq lists its product as uncharacterized. Gene Ontology annotation, biological process: actin filament organization; calcium-mediated signaling; neuron projection development. The record is from RefSeq and is a predicted model, not a curated record. Gene Ontology annotation, molecular function: actin filament binding. Gene Ontology annotation, cellular component: dendrite; cytoplasm; actin cytoskeleton. The coding region runs from base 436 to 6426 and encodes 1996 amino acids. The transcript is spliced from 22 exons. NCBI's taxonomy places the organism in Eukaryota, Metazoa, Arthropoda, Thecostraca, Balanomorpha, Balanidae.